Liolophura sinensis is the source of this 1990-nucleotide messenger RNA. Its product is annotated as CST complex subunit STN1-like. The record is from RefSeq and is a predicted model, not a curated record. The coding region runs from base 289 to 1506 and encodes 405 amino acids. NCBI's taxonomy places the organism in Eukaryota, Metazoa, Mollusca, Polyplacophora, Chitonida, Chitonidae. The transcript is spliced from 11 exons.
UAUAUUCGGGUCCAUUCGUUUCUUAUCAAUGUGACAUUUAUUUUCUGACAGAAAUCGUUCUUGGCCUUAAUUUCAAAUACGCCAAAUGCUACCAGUGUGACAAAAGGCAGAGUCUCGUCAUCAAUUCUCUUCCGUACAAAUAUGAACAGCAAAACAGAGUUCGUACUAAGAAUGACUGCCUAUGAUGGGAAGGAAAUGCAAUUAAGUAGGGAAUGAAUGUAGGGAAUGUCUAUCAACUGAGCAUGACAAUCACCCCCAGAGCUAACAUGUACAGUGACAUGGUCUGAUAUGGCCACAGUGACAACCCCUGGGGAGGGACUUAGAUUCUACCCUCAGGAUCAGUGGGGGCUGGACUAUCUCUUCCAGACUUGUAACAAAUUGUACAUAGCUGAUAUCUUACUCAUGGAAGAGUAUCCAAUGUUUCCAGGUGCCUUUGCCUACAACAAUCACCCUGUUUACAAAGUAGAUGUGCUUGGUGUUGUGGUUAGAAUUGAAGAACGAUCGAAAAUGUUUCUUGUAUGCAGAGAGCACCGAGAGCGGCACAUGCACUGUAAGGAAUAUGUGUACAGAAGUGGAAUUCAUUCAUUUUUAUAUCUGUUCUUUGCUUUUUAUUUUUCAUGCGAGACAUGUUUUGCAGUUGAUGACGGAACUGGUGUGAUUCCUGUAGCUUGUUGGAAAACCAAGUUUGGGGAUAUACCAGACCCUGACAGUUUGUUCAGUAUUGACCCUCAGCUGGCUGGAAAAGUUGAAGAACUGAAGAGUUCAUCAAGGGAGAGAACUGUGGGCUACAGCCUUGGAGACUUAGUCCACAUUAAGGGGAAGCUGCAGAUAUUUAGAAAUAUGAAGGAAAUAGUGAGCUUUUACCAUAAAAAGGUAGAGAACUCCAUGUAUGAGGUGUUAAGAAUGCUGGAGUUACCUGCCCUUUACAAGAACCAUUAUGACAAACCUUUUAGACUGCCUUAUAAAGUUGCCCAGGAACUUAAACUGAAAGAGACGGAAGCUCAGACAGGUGUCAUCAGCGAGACAACUAAAGCCAAACAGCUGAAACCACUGGUUAAAGAUUUCUUGCAGAAAAAGAACAUAGUCAAUGUCUGCGCCAGGAAUCUGCUGGCAAAUGAGGAGUUUAGGCGGAGUGUUGCCGAGAUAGUGUCAGACCAGGCCAUCGGGGAAGAUAACGGUCAACCAGUCUCGGUGGUUAAACAUGCCUUGUCAUUUUUGGAACAGGAAGGAGAUCUGUGUCAGAAAUCUGGUCAACCUGGACUCUACGAGACCUUGUUCCAAGCCUGCCCGUUGGACACCAUUAUCCUCAGUAUCUUGAGAACAGAAUGCUCCAAGGAAAAGUACUCAGAGAAGGGCUGUCACAUGCUCCAUCUACUGGAUGAGCUGCAGAAGAGCCGUCAGUACUGUAAGCUACAGAAGGCAGGUCUGAUUACCUGUCUAGGAAGACUGGAGGCUCAAAGUGAUGUCAUAAGUGCUACGAGUAACCACUACCUAGUCUUUAGUUGAUGGAAACGGGUGCGUGGUGCUGAGAAGAUGGGAUAACUUAUACAUGGGACUUAGGAGCCUUAUUGCCUCCAUACAUAGGGACAGAAAUGUAAAAGCCCAGCUUGGAUCUCUGUGUAUUGAAUGGUAAAGAUUAGAAGUCAAGUGUGGUAUGAGGCUAUUACUGAAUGGCCAACAGAAUCUGACAAUAUCACUCCUGAGGAAGAUUGGAAUUGAAAAUGGAUUGGAUUCAAUUUCCAUAUUCUCUCUUCUAUGAGGGUUGCAUAUUGAUGUAAUUUUGAGGAAAAUUGUGUCCUAAAAAUUUCUUCAGAUGUAUUUAUUUAGGAACGAGGGAAUAGUGUGUGAGAAAUUCAUGUAAUAUGUCAUGAAUAGGUUUGUGGUAGAUUAAAGUAUUUGUAUACUGAAUAUGAACUAAAUUAUUUUUGUUCUUGUUUUCCAAUCAUCAUAUUUUUUAUGAUUUUCACGUUUUUAAGGCUUCCGAUUAUGU